Molecule: messenger RNA, 2414 nt
Organism: Gasterosteus aculeatus aculeatus (three-spined stickleback)
Lineage: Eukaryota; Metazoa; Chordata; Actinopteri; Perciformes; Gasterosteidae
Gene: nxf1a
Product: nuclear RNA export factor 1a
Biological process (GO): poly(A)+ mRNA export from nucleus
Cellular component (GO): nucleus; cytoplasm
Molecular function (GO): protein binding; RNA binding
Source: RefSeq, a predicted model, not a curated record
UGUGAAGUGGGUUAAGGUACCUGAUCGGUAAAUGUCGUUCGAUAGUGUUAUUAAGGAAAGGCUCGCUGCUAACUGCUACUAGCUAGUUAAACACUGCCUAGCAACCGUGGAAGUCCAGCUAACAGCUAAGUUUUUAAGCGUCUUUUUUGCAUCGGCAAGUUUACAUUUUUAACAGUUUUCCAGACUGUUGAAACAGGAGAGUUGUACGGCAUGGAUCGUCGCGUGGUUGUGUCUGAGAGAAGCUACCCGAACCUCGCCGUGGUGACGCAUGUCUUGAAUGACGACCAAGGGGACUUCACGGUGAGGAGACAGGUCAUGAGCUCUGGUUGCAUGUCCCUUCGAGAGCAUGAUGACAGAACUGCACCGCAGUUCCGCAACCGUAAAGGCCGAGGGUCCCACAAGGGUCGGUCCUAUGACCGGUCCCGCAGAGACCGUCAAAGGGGGGGCCACUCCGUAGGCUUUGGGGGUCCGGGGCCACGGUCGAGGCUUGACGAUAUUGAUGCAGAUGUCACUAUGAGUGACAGCUCCCAGGACAACAGCUCCCAGCACAGAUUUAACCCAUACGGGAGGCCUUUUCGGAAAGGAGGAGAUGGCCGCUUUGACCGAGACAGGCGACAAGGCAAAGGGGGCGGAGGUGGUAGAGGAGGUGGCUUCAGAGGAGGUGCUGGCAAUGGUGGAGGAGGGAGGAGCCGGUCCGGCUGGUUCAAAGUGACAAUACCGCAUGGAAAAAAAUAUGACAAGAAAUGGUUGUUGCCUGCUCUUCAGAACAUCUGUACUGUUCCCUACACACCUGUACAGUAUCAUGUUGAACAUAACAGAGUCCACUUCUAUGUGGAUGAGUCCGCUGUUGCCACUGCGUUGCACAAAUGUUCUCACAAGAUCACAGACACAGAUGGCUAUAAGGUGGAAGUACACGUCAACCCGAGCGCUCCGCCAUCCUUCCUCAUCACCGAGCUGAAGCCUGAACACUUGGAGCACCUGAGGCAAUGCAUGGCAAAACGUUUUGAUGGCUCCCAGCAAGCACUGGACCUGAACAACAUCCGAACAGACCCAGACCUGGUCUCCCAAAACAUUGAAGUAAUCUUAAAUAGGAAGACAAACAUGGAAGCUGUCAUCAAGAUCAUCGAAGAAAACAUUCCAGAGCUGACGGGCUUAAACCUCAGCAACAACCGCAUUCACAAACUGGAUGAACUCACUGAUCUGGUUUCCAAGGCACCUAAUCUGAAGACACUCAACCUUUCCCACAACGAGCUGAAGUCGGACCGGGAGCUGGACAAGAUAAAAGGCCUGAAGCUGGUGGAGCUGUGGCUGAACAGGAACCCUCUGUGUGACUUCUUUAAGGACCAGGCCUCGUACAUCAGUGCCGUGCGGCAGAGGUUUCCCCGGCUUCUCAAACUGGAUGGUCAUGACCUCCCCGCACCCAUCGGAUUUGAUGUGGAAACGCCAACCGUUAUUCCCCCCUGCAAGGGCAGCUGCUUUGGCUCUGAGGAAAUUAAGGUCCUCAUACUUCGGUUCCUGGCACAGUACUACAGCAUAUACGACUCUGGGAACAGACAGCCUCUCCUGGACGCUUACCAUGACGGAGCGUCGCUCUCCCUCACAACACCAUACACCACCCAGAACCCCUCCAGGAGCAGUCUUGGAGAGUAUCACAAAGACACUCGAAACCUGAAGAGAAUCAAAGACACUACGAUGCGGUUUCGACUUCUGAAGCACACACGGCUGAACGUGGUGGCUUUCAUCAACGAGUUGCCCAAAACUCAGCACGACAUCGCCUCAUUUAACGUCGACGUAAACACCUUCACGAACACCCUGCUGUCUUUCACCGUGAGCGGAGUCUUCAAAGAAGUUGCUGUCGAUGGUAAAUCCCGAGAGUCCACCAUGGCUUUCUCUCGAGUCUUCGUCACAGUUCCGGCAGGGAAUUCUGGUCUGUGCAUUGUGAACGACCAGCUUUUCAUCCGGAUGGCCACAACAGAGGAGAUCCGCCGGGCCUUCGUGGCUCCUGCCCCGACUCCAUCUUCCAGCCCCGUCCCCACCCUCACUGCACCGCAGCAGGAGAUGCUCACAGCCUUCUCGCAAAAGUCUGGCAUGAACCUGGAAUGGUCCCAAAAGUGUCUGCAAGACAACGAGUGGGAUUUCAACCGAGCAGCACAAGUUUUCACUCAGUUAAAGACUGAUGGCAAGAUCCCGGACGUUGCCUUCAUAAAAUGAGUCGACUCGUGUGUAAAUAAAAUCUGCAGUAAUUUUAUUUGUCUGUUUUAUUAAAAACUAUGUUUAUCAAGUUGACACCCAAAUGUUUGACUUGACGAAGGAUGUUAUAAGACCAUUUUUGGCUGUUGUGAUCUAAGUUUAUGGUCGUUUGUAUAGAAAUCACUACAUGUUUUCAUAGGAAUAAAGACAUUUAGCCGAUGGUG